Molecule: messenger RNA, 692 nt
Organism: Scutellospora calospora
Lineage: Eukaryota; Fungi; Glomeromycota; Glomeromycetes; Diversisporales; Gigasporaceae
Source: the annotation of a GenBank genome assembly
ACAGAAGCUUGCUUAAUCAUCCGAAUUACAUCUAUACUCAAGCAUCUAAAUUUACGAAAGAUGAUGUAGGAGCACUGAGGGUGAAAUUUCAACCAGCAUCUGAAGACCUCGUUAUUCCUAAUGAAAAAAUCGAAGACUUUCCAAAAAACUAUAUUUGCCCCAAAAUAAACAGAGACAUACUCGAUAAAGCAGCAUUUAAAGUUCGAGAAAUAAAUGAUAUUUCUGAUGGGUCCGUUCAAACCUUCUUUGAUAAACUGCAUAUCGUCACGAGAAACCCACCAGGUAUACCCGAGUCCAGUACUAAUGACUUGGUUGCUGAUCUGCUUCGUAUUGCUCUGCUGAAUUAUUAUCCUUUGAAAAUAACACAACAUCCUCAAAGUAAACUAUACAUUUUAAAUGAACCUUAUGUUUCGGCAACUCCCGAAUUUGUGGUUAAAAAAGGAACAAUAUCUAUGGUUAUUACAGAAGAUAAAAGCUUACGAAACGUUGACCCUAGAAAUGAAUAUAGAGAAAUGCAAAUUGCUGGCGAAAUACUUGCUUGCGGAGAUGAAAAUAUACGUGAGACUGGUGAAGUCUCUGAUCAGCUUGGUAUAGGCUUACCAAAAAAAUAUUUAGUUACAAUUAAAAGAUGGCCAGGAGAGAAUAAAAAACUAAGUGGUCUUGAUCUUGCUGACCCAAAAGGAAGGAUAGAA